Messenger RNA from Notodromas monacha, 2000 nucleotides. The record is from the annotation of a GenBank genome assembly. NCBI's taxonomy places the organism in Eukaryota, Metazoa, Arthropoda, Ostracoda, Podocopida, Cyprididae.
ACUUGUGAUUCGUAUUUUACAGAUUUGUGUAUAAAUAAUCUGAUUGAUUUCUCGCAUGAUCAGGAAACAUGGAUAAACAUAAGGAACCCGUUAAAUUGGAAGACAACUUCUUUACAACGGCUUGCUACGUUAAGCUGUUUGGGCACAGCAACCUCUCCUUCUGCACUUUUUGCGGGGAAGUUGUUCCGAGCAGCAAUGAAGAGAAACAUAGAAGAACGCCACAGCAUAUGAAACAGAAAUUCCAAGACAUGACUCCUACGAGACGCCGGAAGAUUGAAGCUAUGUGGCACCAAGCUAAAAGGAAAUAUCCUUCAGCGCAAAAUGUGAAGGUAACAAUGAACUACUAUGACAAUCUUCAAUGCGCCCCAUGCCGGAUGAGUUACUCGAAGUUGAUCAACAAUUCAGUCACGUCAGAAAUGGAAAUUAUCGGUCUUGAGUAUGCAGUUGAUGUGCAGUUCCAUGAGAAACCGUCGGAAUUUUACUGCACACUUUGUGAAACUCGCGCUUUCCAGACGCCCGGGAUGCUUUUUAGUCACUUGGAUUCAUCUACUCAUCAACUGAAGUAUCUGAGUAAGCAUCUCGGGCAGUGCAUUGAGUACAUUCAAGAUUCAAGUGAAACUAGUGCUGAAGGUCUACUUCAUCGAGUCGCGUGUGCUGCAAAAAUGACACAAGGGUUCUUGGGUGCUUGUGCGGUCAAUUCUCGUGAUUGGCAGGACAAUGAAGCAGAAAUUUCUGAAUUUAUGCGCGGAAGGGCGCACAUACGGGAUUCGGAUGAGCUGCUGAGGAACUUGCAUCAUCAUAUGUGUUCAUUUGGUUGCUCAGUAACAACUGAAACGAACUGUGAAUGGUUAUCUUACGCCACUCCGUAUUUUAGUCCUGCGUAUGAGCGUUGGAAUGCAGAAAUGACGCGUCAAGAGCAGUUGGAUUCACAAAUGGAAAAAAUUGUUUUACCACCUGAUCCCCGGAGAAGGAAUAAUCAAUGCCCUCCAGUCCGCAAAGAAACCGCUGCUGUGUCAACUCUUCAGAAAGAUCCACGUCGCCGAAUCACAGUGAAUGAUGAAUCGAAUGCUUGCGUCCCAGCUGUUCCAGAUGUGAAGCCCAAUGUCCAGAAUUUGCAAGAAAAAGAGCGAACUGCAACAUCCCGAGAUGCCCCGUCUCCAAAGCGAUCUGCUGAAAGAAGAAUUCAAAAUGAGGCAUCGAAAAUAAUACCAUUGGGAAGGGCCAGGAUGGAAAUCGACGCCACAAUUGCUCAAACGUGCCCCAAACACUUGCGCAAAGAUUUGGAACAAUCCCCACGUAAACGGAGGAUUUCCCCGCGCGCUUCAUCGGGUGCAUUUUCUACCUCUCCAAAGCCCAAAAAAAGAUUUGAAAUUAACUCGAUGGGAAACACCUCGAAUGUACUCCGGCGAACAGUUAUUAAAACGUUCAUUGAAGAGAUGGAUGAAUCUGUGUUACCACCUGUGCCAGAAAAUCUUGCCGGCGAAGAACGGCGGUUUCAAAAAAUUGAAGAAGAGAGCGUUGAUGAUGAUUGUAAGGAUGACAUUUUGUUGAAAUCUGCAAAUGAUUCAAGCGAAUCAUCUGGCGAAGAAGAUGCCCCUCCGCUGAAUACCAGAACAGAUGAUCGUGUUGAGCUGAAAGACAAGCAAGAUGGUCAUGCGAAAGGUUUGGAUUCAUUGGCCGCAGUUCUUCAAGCCUGCAAAGACUGUUUAGCUGCUUUCAAGGAUUCUGGAAAAUUCGAAGAGCUGUUCUCUGAGAAGGAUGUGGAAAAUUUCUACCACAUUAUUGAACCUUUCUUGCAUUUUCAACUACCUGAAUUAAGUUUCUUCGAACAAAAAAUUGUUCCAGAACUCCGAGGUUGGAUUGACUCUUUGAAAUGGAAGAUGGAAGAUGAUCCCUCCGAUUCCGAUGCAAAGGAGGUUCACAGUAGGCUGACACAUUACCUCCAUUUGCUGGUUGAAAAUGCAAGUGUUUGGUGUUGCACGCUCAAAGAAGAAGUCUGA